AUGGCAGCUAUUUCGGUCGUAAGUCGGGGCUCCGACACUCUGGAUGCCUGGACCCGGCGCUCAAAUCCCAAAAUCAGCAUCGAACUUGCGGGCCAGCAAAAAGGUCUUGUGAACUCCUAUACAACUGGCGAUCAGAUUGAAGGCGUCGCCAACAUCACGGUGGAUCAAGACACUCGCUUUGACGAGGUGGAAAUCGUGUUGCAAGGGACAUCGCAUACGACUGUCGAGCGUGCCGCAUGCCCUGGCCGCACAGGGUCGCAACAGAUGUUUCUCAAGCUGCGCCAGCCAAUCGAAGACAGUGAAUACCCGACACCACGAGUUCUCGAAUCAGGUCGGACUUAUUCCUUUCCAUUCACCUUUGUCAUUCCAGAUCGCCUGCUGCCACAGGUUUGCACCCACUCGCGAGCAAACGCUCAUGUUCAUCGUGCGCACACCAUGCUCCCCCCAACCUUGGGAGAUCCAAUGCUCGCAGGUAACGGGAAAGCUUUGUUGGAUGAUAUGGCUCCCGACAUGAGCCAAAUAUCCUAUAUCGUCCGGGUCAACCUGCUCAAACGCUCUUCGACAGAUCACCGCAACCUUAAGUCUCUGGCCAACCUGGCCAAAAAGAUUCGCAUUAUUCCGGUCAUGGAGGAGGAGCCUCCUAUCAAUGUCACCGAACAUCCUUUCUACUGCAUACGAAAGGAGAAGACCGUUCCCCAAACCUAUCCGUUUGCUCCCCCCACCUGCGAGGCGAGUGAUACUGUCAGCAGUGUCGCGACUGUGAAUCUUCGAUUUGACCCAGUCGGUAACGAAGAGCCUCCACGGCUUGGCUCAAUGACUAGCAAGCUCAAGGCUAGCACUUUCUACAGUGCUGGUCCUUGGGAGGAUUUCCCUUCCCAGUCAGGGAACGUGCCACUCUCACAAGUUGGCCAGGGCCUAUUCACCGACUCCAUCCCACUGUCUUCGAUGUGUGUAGCUUCCGCUCAGUGGAGGAAACACACUGCAUCUGACUCUGAUCGUCGGGACUCUCUCCAAUCCACCUCCUCUGAGGACUCAACCGAUCCAUCCGCCACAUUUUCGGGCGACAUCUAUUACACUGCCUCCGUCGUCAUUCCCAUUCCACUCCCCUCCCAUAAAACAUUCGUUCCCACCUUCCACUCCUGCCUGAUGUCUCGCACCUACUCGCUGGAUCUCUCGUUGACCUACCAUACCCCGGGUGCGAACGUUCUCACUCCCACCAUCUCCCUCCGCCUCCCCAUCCAAAUCAUCACCCAACCCAAGUAUGCAGAUCCCAUCAAGUCUGAGUUGGGUGUUGUUGUGACACAAGCUGAACUGGACGAGUUUUUCCAGCCACGUUCUGUUACUCCUCUCGUGCAAGAACCAGUCAUUGCUGUGAAUCUAGCACCGCCAGGAUAUUCAGAGACAAUAUCUGCACCUGGUCUCCCACGUGCACGUGCUACCUCAUGA
This is a messenger RNA of Penicillium macrosclerotiorum, 1446 nucleotides long. RefSeq names its product arrestin (or S-antigen), N-terminal domain protein. The transcript is spliced from 3 exons. NCBI's taxonomy places the organism in Eukaryota, Fungi, Ascomycota, Eurotiomycetes, Eurotiales, Aspergillaceae. Bases 1 to 1446 code for a protein of 481 amino acids. The record is from RefSeq and is a predicted model, not a curated record.